Messenger RNA from Rotaria sp. Silwood2, 4329 nucleotides. The record is from the annotation of a GenBank genome assembly. NCBI's taxonomy places the organism in Eukaryota, Metazoa, Rotifera, Eurotatoria, Philodinida, Philodinidae.
AUGGAUAAAUGCGUAUUUAUCUCUUAUGUUUUAGAUAAGACAUGUCAAUUCUCAUUUCGGCGACUUGGUAAAAGUUCAAUUGUUCAUGAUGCUAAAUUACGAUCUCUUGCUGUCGGAGAUUUCAAUAAUGAUAAUCAAACAGAUGUUGUUGUGACUGCUUCCGGUACACACAACAUUUUGGUAGUUCUUUUUUCUGAUAAUGCAACCUCUGCGACAAAUAAUACAUAUUCGACCGGUACUGAAUCCCUUCCUUACUGGGUGGUUGUCGAUGAUUUGAAUAGUGAUGAUUGUCUUGAUAUUGCUGUUGCUAAUUAUAAUAGUCAUAAUAUUAAAAUAUUUCUUGGAUAUUGUAACGGGACAUUUAUUAAUUCAACGACAUUAUCAACUGACUCUGCUCGUCCAAUAUUUAUCAACAUUGGAGAUUUCAACAAUGAUAACAAAUCUGAUAUAAUAACUGCUAAUUAUGGAACCAAUUCUAUUGGUAUAUUUUUUGGACAUGGUAAUGGAUUAUUUGAAGAUCAAGAAAUAUAUUUCACUGGCUAUGAUUCCAGCCCACGAUCAUUAGCUAUCGGAGAUUUCAAUAAAGACAAUUAUCUAGACAUCGCUGUUGCAAAUUAUGGUACGAAUAACAUCGGUAUUCUAUUUGGAUUCGGUAACAGAAGCUUCACAAAUCAACAAAUUUAUACAACUGGUCCGAACUCAAAUCCAAUUUCUAUUGCAAUAGGAGAUUUUAAUAAUGACCAGAAUUUAGAUAUUGUUGUAGCCAAUUAUGGUAUUGGCAAUAUUGGUAUAUUUCUUAAUCAUAAUAAUGGUACUUUUACAUCACAAAUCACAUAUUUAGUUGGUGUAAACUCUCAUCUAGAAUACGUUACAGUGGGUGAUCUUGAUAAUGAUAACGCAUUGGAUAUUAUAACGGUUGAUUCAAAUAAUAAUCAAGUACAUGUUUUUCCCGGAUAUGGGAAUGGAACCUUUGCUAAAAUAGCUACAUAUGAUAUAGUAGGUGGAUCUUAUCCUAUUGCAGUCGCUAUUGCUGACUUUAACAAAGACAACCAAUCAGAUAUGGCUAUGAUUGAUUAUGAAACUAAUAAGUUGCUGAUACUUGAAGGAUAUUCCAUAAUGCCAUCCACAAGAUCGAAAAGAUAUCUAUUAAUAGCUUCAGCACAUCCGAGUACAGUUGCUAUUGCUGAUUUUAAUAAUAAUAAUCAACUCGAUAUAGUCGUUAAUGGUUACGACAACAGUGGUGUACGCUUAAUGUUUGAUUAUAAUAAUGGAAAUUUUCUGAAUGAAAUAUCCUAUUGGACUGGGAAUAACUCUCGUCCACAAUGUAUCUAUGCUAUUGAUUUGAACAAUGACAACCAGAUAGAUAUUGUCACUGGUAAUUCAGGUUCUGGUGGCAUAAGCGUUCUUCUUGGACAUGGCAAUGGAAACUUUACAACUGCAGCGAUAUAUUCUGCAGGCAUAGGUUCAAUGCCAAGUCGCAUCGCUGUUGGUGAUAUCGAUAAUGACAAUCAUUUAGAUAUUGUUUCUGCUAAUGGAGAGAGUAGUAGCAUAGGUAUUUUUUAUGGGUAUGGUAAUGGAAGCUUUUCCUCUGUGACAAUAUAUUCUACUGUUAUCGGCUCAUAUUCAUGUGCAAUAGCUAUUGGUGAUAUCAAUGAUGACGGUCUAUUAGAUAUUGUUGUCUCUAUUACAAAUCCUGGCGGUUUACUUUUCUUUGUUAAUCAUAACAACAGAGAUUUUAGAAUGAUAGAAUUUUAUUCAACUGGCUCCCAAUCAACUCCUUACUCAAUUGCUCUAGCUGAUUUCAAUCGUGAUAAUCGAUCAGAUGUCGUCAUCGCUAACACGGAUUUCAAUGAAAUGCGUGUUCUGAUGGGAUAUGGUAAUGGGACAUUUAGUAAAGAAAGGACUUAUCCAACUGGUUCUGAGUCUCAACCGUACGUCGUUAUUGUCACUGAUUAUAACCAUGAUGAUCAACUAGAUAUUAUUAUCUCAUGUUUUCGCAAUGGUCAUAUACUUAUCUUUUUCGGACAUGGCAAUGGAGAUUUCAAACUUGAAAGAACGUAUUCUAUUGGUAGUGAUGCUAAUCCAUAUGGUCUCGCUCUUGCCGACUUUAAUAAUGAUAACCAGUUCGAAAUUGUUGUAACACUUUGGGGUAACGGAUAUGUGGCGAUCCUAACUGAGUAUUAUGCGGUGAACUUUGAAAAACAAAUAAUGUAUCGGAUCGAUUAUGCUCCAAAACCGUAUUCAGUAGCUGUUGGUGAUUUCAAUAAAGAUAAUCAAUCAGAUAUUGUCCUCGCUAAUUCAGGAUCUGAUACUAUAAAUGUACGUAUUGGUUUAGGUAAUGGUACAUUUGAAAAACAAAUCAUGUACUCGGUUUCUACUGGUUUACAUCCACAAUAUGUCAAUACUGCUGAUGUUGACAAUGACGGUAUUCUUGAUAUAGUCACUGCUGAUACAAGGAGUAAUUGUAUCAGUGUGAAUCUAGGAUAUGGUAAUGGAAGUUUUAAACCACCACAAAGAUACUUUACAGGAUCUGGUUCACUUCCAUGUUCAUUCGUAUUUGUUGAUCUCAAUAAUGAUACUCGACUAGACAUAAUCACUACUAAUGAAGGCACAGAUAAUGUAGCGGUAUUUUUUGGUUAUAACUAUGCAACAUUUUACAACCAAAGAGUAUAUCGAGCGAUAGAUAAUUUUGGAUCACGUGCAGCCGUCGUGGGCAAUUUCAAUAAUGAUAAAUAUCUAGAUGUUGCUGUUGUUUUUUAUACGACUAAUAAUUUGGGUAUUUUUCUUGGAGAUGGUAAUGGAAGUUUCAACACUCCGUUAAUAUUUUCAACUACAAUGAAUUCAAAUCCAUAUUCGUUGGUUGUCAGUGAUGUUAAUAUGGAUGGCCAAUUGGAUGUGAUAGUAACUAACACGGGUACUGAUAAUAUUGGUAUUUUUUUAGGAUAUGGCAAUGGAAGUUUUGCUGAUGUUAUGACUUUCUCAACUGGAACGAGUUCUAUGCCAUGUUCAGUUGCUGUAGCUGAUUUUACAAAUGAUGGACUAAUAGAUAUAGUUGUGACUAAUAUUGGUACUCAUGAUAUAGGCAUUUUUUAUGGAUAUGGCAAUGGCAGUUUUGCUGAGAUGGUUUCUCACCGAAUCGAUGAUAAUUAUUUUGCAGAAGUGGUCAGGAUUGCUGACUUCAACAAUGACAAUCAAGCAGAUAUUGUUGUUGUUAAUUCUCAUGCUAAUAGUAUUGGCAUCCUCCUUGGAUAUGGUAAUGGUAGCUUUGCAAAACAAGUUAACUGUUCAACAGCUUAUGGCACUCAACCAAUGUGGGUAGCAUUAGGAGACUUCAAUAACGAUAAUAAACUUGAUAUAGUCACUGCUAAUCGUGAUGAUAAUAGCAUGAGUAUUUUUAUUGGACAUGGAAACGGAUCUUUUGAUGAUCCUGAAACGUAUCCUGUUGGUUCUGGUUCUAGACCACUUUAUGUUGAUAUUGGUGAUUUCAAUCAGGAUAGCAUAUUAGAUAUUGCUAUUGUCAAUUACGGAACAAACCAAAUUUCUGUACAUUUUGGAUUAGGAGAUGCAACCUUUUUACAGGGAGAUCUAUAUUCAACAGGUAGUGGAUCUCAACCGAAUACAUUAGCGGUUGGUGAUUUCAAUAGAGAUGGUCAGUUAGAUAUUGUUGUUGCUAAUCCUGGAUCCGACACUAUUGGUGUGUUUCUCGGAUCUGGUACUCAACCCUAUGCAAGGGCAAAAGUAAGACGCCCUGAUAUCGGAUCGCAGCCGCACUUCGUUACUGUAGGAGAUUUCAACAACGACGGUAUUUUCGAUGUUGCUUUAGCUAAUACUGGCAAAAACAAUGUAGGUAUUUUCAUUAGACUUCCGAAUGAAAUUUUUGAUGAUAUGGUGGCAUAUUCCGUUGGGGUCGAUUCUGCUCCAUCCUUCCUUGCAGUUGGAGACUUGAAUAAUGACAAUCACUCAGACAUUGUUGCAACCAAUUCAAAAACUGACAACAUCGCCGUUUUUCUUGGUUAUGGUAAUGGUACAUUCAGAACUGCAACAUUCUAUUCCACAGGAGAUCAUUCUCUUCCAAGCGCAGUUGCCAUAGUCGAUUUAAAUAAUGAUAACGUAUUAGAUAUUGCCAUUGCAAAUGCUGGCACAAAUACCAUACUUUUAUUGUACGGAAAAGGUGAUGGAACAUUUGGUAAUGAAGAAUUACAUGUAUUAGGUUAUAACUAUCGUCCUUAUUCAAUUGCUGCCACAGAUUUAGAUCAUGAUGGUUUGGUGGACAUCAUUAUAGCGUGUUAUGGCACAGAUGAUGUAGAGAUUCUAUCAAAAAUAUGUUAA